This is a messenger RNA of Zymoseptoria tritici IPO323, 2925 nucleotides long. RefSeq lists its product as uncharacterized. Gene Ontology annotation, molecular function: protein binding. Gene Ontology annotation, biological process: actin cytoskeleton organization. The coding region runs from base 1 to 2925 and encodes 974 amino acids. The record is from RefSeq and is a predicted model, not a curated record. The transcript has 3 exons. Gene Ontology annotation, cellular component: plasma membrane. NCBI's taxonomy places the organism in Eukaryota, Fungi, Ascomycota, Dothideomycetes, Mycosphaerellales, Mycosphaerellaceae.
AUGGCCCCUGCCAGGACUGGCGCGAGCUCGGCUCUGGCUGGAUCUAUCCUCUUGGUUGUCCACGACUUCAUUGCGCGCAGCCCGGAUGAGCUGAGUCUUGCCAAAGGCGAUCGCAUCGAGCUGAUUGAGAGGUUUCUUGGAAAGCACCUAAACAACGGCCUGACAGGCCUUUUCCCCGAAGUAUACACCACACCCGCGCCCAGAGGCACACUCGCUAGCAGUACGAACGCGACCAGGAUUCAAUCCGAUGGUGGUCCGCGAAGAGCGGCGCAAGUCACUGUCGUCGGGUCUACACCAUCAUGGGGCCCAUCUUCGACGAACACGUACUCUAUGCCACCCACUGCCAACACCACCAGUGCCUCCUCCACCCCGUCACAAACAGCACUGCGUUCAUCGCUACCUUCGCCCGCCGUUGCAGGCAACCGGAACUUCACCAUUGCGACCGACUCGCCGGUUAUGAGCGAGACACUUUCAGUCAUCGAUGAGCACAUCACAGAUAUGCAUGCGCCGCGCAACAGUCACUACUCGAAUAAGCAAGCACUGCGCCAAUCAUUUAUUGCAGGCCACGAGACGGACGAGGAGGAGCAUCAAACAUAUACCGAAGAGGAGGUGAUGGGCUGGACGCCGAAGCGAGUGGCCGAAUAUCUGGAGGACCAUGGAGUGGAAAAGCCGCACUGCGAUGUGUUUCAAGAACAGGAGAUCAGUGGGGAGGUACUGCUGGCCAUGGAUCAAAACAGCUUGUUCAUCAAAGAAUUCGAGCUUGGCUCCGUUGGACGUCGACUCAAAACCUGGCACAAGGUCAAAGCACUGCAGGACGAGGUCAGACAGAGCCACAACUUGAUCGCAACGAGGAGUGUGUCCGAGUAUUCCGCCGGCUUCGAUCCGGACGAGUUGCCCACUGCUGGCGGUGCCGAUAUGGGUCGAAAACGGACAUCGACGUUGGGCACGACCAGCAGUCCACGAGCAUGGGUGCCCCCAGGGCAUAGCAGAGAAUCGAGCAGAAGCGGAGCAUUUGUGCAAGCAUCGACGUCGUAUUCUGGAGCGCCGAUUGCAAAGGCACAAGAGGACACCAUCUCCCCUCUGCAAAGCAUGACCUCCAUGGCGCGCGCAGAGAACACGUAUCGGCCAUCUGCACAGGGUGUCCGUAAUUUACAACAUUCGCGCCGUCAUUCAAGCAUCGACUCCACCACCUCUGAUGGCGCGACCCGGACAUCUCACCGGAAACAGCCCUCUUUGGAAAAGGCAUGGCUACCUGGACAGCCAGGAUACAAGAAUGGUCGACAUCUUCACUCCAUCAGUACCGAGUUCGAGGCGCCGAAGGAGUUGAGCAGUUCUCUUGCUCCAGGAUCACCCGAAAACGUAGAUCGUGGCUAUUUCUCAUCGAACGAAACGGAUUCGCGACACCGUAGGAACGUGUUGACGAAACGGCAUUCUGCGUCCAUCACCCCUGUCCUGUCGAACGAUGGCAGCGACGGGCCAUUCAAGCACAUUAGGAAGCUCAGCGGGACCUCGUCCCAUUUCAGCAGGGCAAGUGGGGCCUCAGAACCGACUACUCCAGGCGGGACCCCCUUGAGUGCCAAAGAAGGCUUCAAAAGGGUCAUGGAGAUGAGCUUUGGUGGUUACCGUGGCUCGCCAUCAAUUGCUCUAAACGAAUCCAACCUGGACAAGCCCAGGACCAACGCCCAACCGAUGAUCAGUCCAAUAGUCACCAAACUCGAACCUGGUCCACGAUUUUCUCCGAACGCCAUGACAACCAGUCCCGGCAGGAUAUUGGAAACUGGAAGCGAUGCAUCGAGCGACAAAGCCGGCCCCAGUCCAUCCGGACUCAACAUGAGCAUGUUCUCCGCGGCUAGAGCUAAGAUCCCUGGAUUCAGAUCGAUCAGUGAUGCGGUGACGAAGGAGGAGAAGAGUAGCAAACCCGUCACUUCACCCACUCGCACUGGCUCCUCAUCACCUAGUACUGAAUACCAGAGCGUGGAUUACAGCAAGUCAGACCACACAUCUCGUACCUCUGCUGGGUCCGCCAACAAUCUCAUGCCACCGCCGCCAAGCACAAAGAGGCCCCGUGCUAGAACGAAGAAACUGACGUCUGCAUACACCCGAGGCCUAGAAAAGAAGCCCCCUGCAGAGCAAAUGACCACGUGCGAUUAUUCUGGCUGGAUGAAGAAGAAGAGCGGAUCGCUCAUGUCUACGUGGAAGCCGCGCCUUUUCAUCCUCCGCGGUCGCCGGCUGUCAUACUACUACUCCGACGAUGAUACCGAGGAGAAGGGCUUGAUCGACAUUUCCUUUCACAGAGUCCUUCCUGCACACAACGAAGCUCUGACUGGACUCCACGCCACUGUCACGGGCGCGGCUGGAAAUACUGGUAGUCCAUUAUCUGGCAGCACGCCGACCAUUGCAGAGCAAGAUCUCCGGAACCAUCCUGCCAAGCAAGGUGAGGAGGGUAACGAAGGUCUCUUCAUUUUCAAACUUGUGCCUCCCAAGGCUGGACUCGCGAAGGGUGUCAAUUUCACCAAGCCAACGGUGCACUACUUCGCAGUCAACUCCCGCCAGGAAGGCCGACUCUGGAUGGCAGCUCUGAUGAAGGCCACGAUCGAUCGAGAUGACACCAAUGUCGUUACCACGACCUACAAUCAGAAGACAAUUAGUCUUGCCAAGGCGCGCGCUAGGCGCGAGCGUCCUCCGGCAUUGAAGGAGCUUGAUGGCGACGCUGAGGACGACAGCAUCAACGACGCUGGACUAGGAAUCGAUGGACUGAGAAAUCCUGCAGCAGUUGCAGGUGCUGAGAAUGAUGACUUGGCGACUCCGGUUGACAGUCUCUCGAUCCCGCCAUUGUCCAGCAUUGCUACUUCGAUGAACGACUCCGACACUGAUGGUUUGACCCAGGCCGAGCGGGAGUCUUUUGCGGCGUUGACGACGCCUUGA